Aureobasidium namibiae CBS 147.97 is the source of this 807-nucleotide messenger RNA. RefSeq lists its product as uncharacterized. NCBI's taxonomy places the organism in Eukaryota, Fungi, Ascomycota, Dothideomycetes, Dothideales, Saccotheciaceae. The coding region runs from base 1 to 807 and encodes 268 amino acids. The record is from RefSeq and is a predicted model, not a curated record. The transcript is spliced from 3 exons.
AUGACCCUCUGCAACCCUGGCUUCCUCUCCAUGCGCGCUUCAGUAAAUCGCCAUUACAGCUACGAAUGCAAAGCGCAAGCUCAAGAACGACCAUACAUCUCUCGUCCCAGUCGCAGUCAACAACUUCUCAAUCCAAAACUCAAGCCAAAGCUCACCAACAUUGCGCCAACUCCUAUCUCGACCGAGAAAGAAGCAUCAAGCGCAAUUCGCAAAUCCACCCAAGAUAGGCCGCGCAAACGUUCACUAGACGAUAUGGACGACCACAGACCUUCGCGCAAACGCUCGCGCUCCACCGCGUCCUUCUCUUCGGCCUCCGUCUCAUCCAUCUCGACCCGUUCUCCUUCCCCCGAAAGAUCAAGAAUCAGACCUGCUGUAAAGCAAGAAAGAGAAUCCUCGGCCACGGGAGGAGCUGGAGACAAACGCACACGCCCUUCAAGCACGAUCUCAUCACCAGACCACAUGCAAUCGUACGAAGCCACCAGCCGUAAUACCCGCAUGCGAAGAAACUCAAGAAGUCCUUCUGAGCGUGGAAGAAGAAGAGGCAGGUCAGCAGAUACGGAAAGACGGAUGCGGUCCGCUUCCGACAGAAACACUCUCAAGGAUACUCGUGCUCCCACGCCUGUUCGACGAACCGACAAUGCCGAUAUUAAUACCACCCUGAGCCAACAUACCGAUACGCAGCGGGCCGAUUACAAACCCCACCAAGAUCAGGACCGUGAGAUGAAGGAUGUGUUUAGUGGAGGCAGGCCUGGGUCUCUCAGCCCUUUCAGCAAGAGGGUUGCCCUGACACAGUCUAUGAAUAGAUGA